AGCUAGAACCCUCCCGCCAGGAGCCAGCUGCCAAGAUGGGGGCUUGGGCCUGGUUAUGGCCACCCCUGCUGCUCCUGGGUCUGCUUGGUCGACCCCCGGGUGCCACGGCCCAGGUCUGCUCUGUGAGCAACACCUUCUUCGAGGUUGAGGAGAACACAAAUCUCACUGAGCCCCUGGCUGACAUCUAUGUCCCAGAGGGCCAGCAGGUGGUCCUUGGACCCUCAUCCACCGCUUUUGCAUUUCGGAUCCAGGGGAGCCAGCUGUUUCUCAAUGUGAUUCCUGAUUACGAGGAGAACGUGUUGCUGCAGGCCCACCUGGAGUGCAUGAGGGGGGGCACGCUGGUGACCCAGCUGAGGGUGUUCGUGGCAGUGCUGGACGUCAAUGACAACUCCCCAGUGUUCCCCUUCACAACCAAGGAGAAGGCUGUGGAGGAGGACACUAAAGUGAACUCUACUGUCAUCCCUGAGACAGAGCUGGAGGCUAAGGACCCAGACAAAGAUGACAUCUUGUUCUAUACCCUUCAGGAAGUGACCCCGGGUGCCAGUGACUUCUUCUCCCUGGUGGGUGCAAACCGCCCAGCUCUGAGACUGGACCGGCCCCUGGACUUCUACAGGUUGCCGAACAUGACCUUCCAGCUGCUGGUGCGGGACACUACAGAGGAGAGUGCAGAGCCCAGCCACACGGCCACCGCUACGCUGGUGCUAAAGGUGCUGCCUGCAGACCUGCGGCCCCCAUGGUUCCUGCCCUGUUCCUUCUUCGAUGGUUACGUCUGCAUUCAGGCCCAGUACCAUGGGGCUGUUCCCACGGGACACAAGCUGCCGUCCCCACUUGUCUUGAGUCCUGGGCCCAUUUAUGCUGAGGAUGGAGACCGGGCCAUCAACCAGCGUGUCAUCUAUAGCAUUGUGGAUGGAGAUGUGGACAACAUAUUCGCCAUCAACCCAGAUUCUGGCAACCUCACCAUGGCCAAGAGUGUGCCCAGCCCGAGGACCUUCCUUCUGGUGGUGAAGGGUGAGCAGGCCGACCAUGCCCGCUAUUCCGUGACCCAGGUCACCGUGCAGGCCCUUGCCACCACGGGGAGCCUGCCCCACUUCCCCCAGAACCUGUACCUCGGCACCGUGGCGCUCGGCUCUGGAGCAGGUGUUGCUGUCAAGGAUGCCGCUGCCCCCUCCCAGCCUCUGAGGAUCCGGGCUCAGGAUCCAGAGUUCCCGGACCUCAACUCAGCCAUCAUUUAUCGAGUCACCAACAAUUCUUACUUCCGGAUGGACGGAGAGACAGUGCUGACCACCAUUGUGCUGGGGUUCAGGGAGGUCUUCUAUGCAGAGGUUGAGGCCAAGAAUACAGUGACCCUGGGCACAGCAACCACAGUGGUUGAGAUCCGAGUUUCAGAACAGGAGGCCCCCCCCACAGGUCCCCCAGAGGCUGGAGGAACAGCGGAGCCCUGGCGCAGCACAACCGUGGAAGCCCCCAGGCCCCCUGGGCCCUCUCAGGGACCCUCCACAACUGGCUCUGGAGGAAGCCCAGGGCUUUGCCCACCCUUGGGCACAACUCUGAGGCCACCUACCUCACCCACACCUGGGGAGCCCCCCAGUACAGCGAACAGCACCUCCCCCCAACCAGGCACACCUGGGAGCUCAUCACAGACCAUGAGGCCAGGGACCUUUCUGCCCACGCCCCCCAGUAUGGCAAACAGCACCUCCCCCCAACCAGGCACACCUGGGGGCUCAUCACAGACCGUGAGGCCAGGGACCUUUCUGCCCACGCCCCCCAGUAUGGCAAACAGCACCUCCCCCCAACCAGGCACACCUGGGGGCUCAGCACAGAACACGAGUCCAGGGACUUCUUGGCUGACACCCCCAGGGCCCAGCAGGAGCCCUCUGACCUCAGCAGGGACACUAGGUGAUGACCUCACUGAGGACAAGCGCUUCUCGAUGGUGGACAUGGCCACCCUGGGCGGGGUGCUGGGUGCACUGCUGCUGCUGGCCCUCCUCUGCCUGGUGGCCCUCGCCCAUAAGCACUAUGGCCACCAACUCAAGUGCUGCUCUGGCAAAACUCUGGAACCACAGCCCCCAGGGUUUGAGAACCAGGCUUUCCAUGCUGCCGAGGAGGCCAAUUGGGCACCUGCCCCAAGCCCAGGGCACAGCCCCAAGCCCACAGAGGCACCAUCAAUGCCUGCCCAACCCGCACCACGCAAGCCUCCCGCAACACCUGCGCCACCCAGUCCCAUGCCCCCUAGAAGUGUCCUGGAGUCCCCUGUGGCAACCCCGCCUGGAGAAAGCCCGGGAGCCGUGAGGUCCAUCCUGACCAAGGAGCGGCGGCCAGAAGGCGGCUACAAAGCGGUGUGGUUUGGUGAGGACAUCGGAGCCGAGGCAGAUGUCGUAGUCCUCAACGCGCCUCCCUCGGAGGCAGAUUGCGCUGGCGACUCAGGCAACGAGGGCAGCGGGGACGAGGACACAGAAGGGGGCCGGAGCGGGAGUCCACACAACGAGGCUGAUGCCGAUUCCACCUACAUCUAGGGUGGCUUUCCGCCACCUCUCGGAGGGUCUAGACCCUGGGGGUUCCGCUUGGCUAUACUCGCCCACCUUCCAUUAUGAAGAAUAAAGCCACACUUCUGAAUCGCCCA
This is a messenger RNA of Otolemur garnettii (small-eared galago), 2620 nucleotides long. RefSeq names its product cadherin related family member 5 (gene CDHR5). Lineage: Eukaryota; Metazoa; Chordata; Mammalia; Primates; Galagidae. Gene Ontology annotation, biological process: cell-cell junction assembly; adherens junction organization; multicellular organism development. Gene Ontology annotation, cellular component: adherens junction; plasma membrane; catenin complex. Gene Ontology annotation, molecular function: calcium ion binding; cadherin binding. The record is from RefSeq and is a predicted model, not a curated record. Bases 36 to 2513 code for a protein of 825 amino acids. The transcript has 15 exons.